GCCGGAGCUGCGCUGCUCACAGCUGCGGGAGCGGUCGUGGUGGCCGCGCUGCGCCUCCCUGCACUUCCCGAGUGGGGGCAGAGCAUUAGCAGGCGGGAGACGUCAGUGGCUAGGCGGAGUGGACGAGGGACCUUCAAACUCCUCCUCGGAGGCUCCUCUCCACCCCCUUUGGCCCCUGCCCUUGGAGAAAGUGGAGUGUGGCGCUCGGGCUCCUGUUAUUUCUCAGGACUGCUUGGCGGUGGCCAGAUCCAGCCUCCUGCCCGGCGGGGCUUUCUGCUGUUUGCGCGUCUCCUGGUGGCGUUCCCCUUUCCCGGUACACCUCUGCCAACGAUGAGGAAAGGUCUGAGGGCGACAGCGGCCCGCUGCGGACUGGGACUAGGAUACUUGCUGCAGAUGCUUGUGUUACCUGCCCUGGCCCUGCUCAGCGCCAGUGGCACCGGCUCGGCCGCUCAAGAUGAGGACUUUUUUCAUGAGCUCCCUGAAACCUUUCCAUCUGACCCACCUGAGCCACUGCCACACUUCCUCAUUGAGCCCGAGGAAGCUUACAUUGUGAAGAACAAGCCUGUGAACCUGUAUUGUAAAGCCAGCCCUGCCACCCAGAUCUACUUUAAGUGCAACAGCGAGUGGGUUCAUCAGAAGGACCACGUAGUAGACGAGAGAGUAGAUGAAACAUCUGGUCUCAUUGUGAGAGAAGUGAGCAUUGAAAUUUCACGCCAGCAGGUGGAGGAACUGUUUGGGCCUGAAGAUUAUUGGUGCCAGUGUGUCGCCUGGAGUUCAGCAGGCACAACGAAGAGUCGGAAGGCAUAUGUGCGCAUUGCGUAUCUGCGGAAGACAUUUGAGCAGGAACCCUUGGGAAAGGAAGUAUCCUUGGAGCAGGAAGUCUUACUCCAGUGUCGGCCACCUGAAGGGAUCCCAGUGGCUGAGGUGGAGUGGCUAAAGAAUGAAGACAUAAUUGAUCCCGUUGAAGAUCGGAAUUUUUAUAUUACUAUUGAUCACAACCUGAUCAUCAAGCAGGCCCGACUCUCAGAUACAGCAAACUAUACCUGUGUUGCCAAAAACAUUGUUGCCAAGAGGAAAAGCACCACCGCCACUGUCAUUGUGUAUGUUAAUGGUGGCUGGUCCACCUGGACGGAAUGGUCUGUGUGUAACAGCCGCUGUGGGCGAGGAUAUCAGAAACGCACAAGAACCUGCACCAACCCAGCCCCACUCAAUGGUGGGGCCUUCUGUGAAGGGCAGAGUGUGCAGAAAAUAGCAUGCACUACUUUAUGCCCAGUGGAUGGCAGGUGGACUUCGUGGAGCAAAUGGUCAACCUGUGGAACUGAAUGCACCCACUGGCGCAGGAGGGAGUGUACAGCACCAGCCCCCAAGAAUGGGGGUAAGGACUGUGAUGGCCUGGUCCUCCAGUCCAAGAACUGCACCGAUGGGCUAUGCAUGCAGGGAUUCAUUUACCCCAUUUCAACUGAGCACAGAACCCAGAAUGAAUAUGGAUUUUCUUCUGCUCCUGACUCAGAUGAUGUUGCUCUCUACGUUGGGAUUGUGAUAGCUGUAACCGUUUGUCUGGCAAUCACUGUUGUGGUGGCCCUGUUCGUGUAUCGGAAGAACCACCGUGACUUUGAGUCUGACAUCAUUGAUUCCUCAGCACUCAAUGGCGGCUUUCAGCCUGUGAACAUCAAGGCUGCCAGACAAGAUCUCCUGGCAGUUCCCCCGGACCUCACCUCAGCUGCAGCCAUGUACAGGGGACCUGUCUAUGCUCUGCAUGAUGUCUCAGACAAAAUCCCAAUGACCAAUUCUCCAAUUCUAGACCCACUGCCCAACUUGAAAAUCAAAGUGUACAACAGCUCAGGUGCUGUCACUCCCCAGGAUGACCUUGCUGAGUUCUCAUCCAAGCUGUCACCCCAAAUGACCCAAUCCUUGCUAGAGAAUGAAGCCCUUAACCUGAAGAACCAGAGUCUUGCAAGACAGACUGACCCAUCCUGCACAGCAUUUGGCACCUUCAAUUCCCUUGGGGGUCACCUCAUCAUUCCUAAUUCAGGAGUAAGCUUGCUGAUUCCCGCUGGGGCCAUUCCUCAGGGGAGAGUCUAUGAAAUGUAUGUAACUGUACACAGGAAAGAAACUAUGAGGCCCCCCAUGGAAGAGUCUCAGACACUACUAACCCCCGUGGUGAGCUGUGGUCCUCCUGGAGCUCUGUUGACCCGCCCUGUCAUCCUAACUCUGCAUCACUGUGCAGACCCCAACACCGAGGACUGGAAGAUCCAGCUCAAAAACCAGGCAGUUCAGGGACAGUGGGAGGAUGUUGUGGUGGUUGGUGAGGAAAACUUCACAACCCCCUGUUACAUUCAGCUGGAUGCAGAGGCUUGCCAUAUCCUCACAGAGAACCUCAGCACCUAUGCCCUGGUUGGGCAGUCCACCACCAAAGCAGCUGCCAAGCGUCUGAAACUGGCCAUCUUUGGGCCCCUCUGCUGCUCAUCCCUAGAGUACAGCAUCAGAGUCUACUGCCUGGAUGACACACAGGAUGCCCUGAAGGAAGUUCUACAGCUGGAGAGGCAAAUGGGAGGCCAACUCCUAGAAGAACCCAAGGCUCUUCAUUUUAAAGGCAGCAUUCACAACCUGCGCCUGUCAAUUCAUGACAUCGCCCAUUCCCUCUGGAAGAGCAAAUUGCUGGCUAAGUAUCAGGAAAUUCCAUUUUACCAUAUCUGGAGUGGCUCUCAAAGAAACCUCCACUGCACCUUCACUCUGGAAAGACUCAGCCUAAACACAGUGGAGCUGGUUUGCAAACUCUGUGUGCGGCAGGUUGAAGGAGAAGGGCAGAUUUUCCAGCUCAACUGUACUGUGUCAGAGGAACCUACUGGCAUCGAUUUGCCUCUCCUGGACCCUGCUAGCACCAUCACCACUGUCACUGGACCAAGUGCUUUCAGCAUCCCUCUCCCUAUCCGGCAGAAGCUAUGCAGCAGCCUGGAUGCCCCUCAAACAAGAGGUCAUGACUGGAGGAUGCUGGCCCAUAAACUCAACCUGGACAGGUACUUGAAUUACUUUGCCACCAAAUCAAGCCCAACUGGCGUAAUCCUGGAUCUUUGGGAAGCACAAAACUUCCCAGAUGGAAACCUGAGCAUGCUGGCAGCUGUCCUGGAAGAAAUGGGAAGACAUGAAACAGUAGUGUCCUUGGCAGCAGAAGGACAGUAUUGACCACACUGGAACUGACAUCGAAGGACAGAAUUACACAGGGAAUCUGUGUUCAGGUGAACCACAUCUGAGGAGGAAAUCCAGAUAGGACCAAGGCGCUUUACAGGCAAGAUGGCAACAGGAAACGUGGGGGACAUAAAACCACCAAGGUACACGCCCACUUCAUUCGGACAGCACCACCACGGGAAUUAAGAAAAAUUGUGUAAAUUUGUACCUUGAAUUUAAGAAUCAAUCUAAUUUUCUCUUCGUUGGGCUGUAUGCUGUAUGGUACAGGAUCUUACAGUUUCCUAGGAAACGCUUUUUAUUGCUAUCCAGAUGUAUGGAUAAACUUUCUUAACAAACCCAGUUUCUACAAAUGUUGUUUACAUCAGAUUGGACAGGGAUCCAGACACUGUCCAUGGCUCGUUCUAUUUUUGUUCAGAUCAUUUGAAGCUGAAGCUGUGGACGGUUUAUUGUGUCUAUUUCAGAUUAGUAAUUUACAGAGACAUCACAGAAUUUUGCUACAAAUCGUGUACAUCAAGUGUCUCAGAUAAUCUUCCCAUCAGUGUUCUGUUUCUGAAACUUGUUGGACCAAUAUUGGCAUUGGUAUCAGGGAAGUGGAGAAUCUCAAUGUAAAGGAGAAAUUGCUAAAAUCCCCGACGUCAUGGGGGAACCCAGUUGGUCUCCUUUGGGAACAGAGCUGUAGCAUUAUUAUAGGGGAGGUAGUGACUCAUGUUCGUCCACACAAACCUUUCUGUACCAUGUGUGUGUUUGUAAUAAGCAAUUUCAAGUGUUUUUUUCUUAAAAAUAUAUUACCAUUAUUAUUGAUGAUUAUUACAAAUAUUCUAGUAAAAAGAUUUUUCUUUUGUUUUAGUUAGCAAUACUGUUAGUGUUUGGUGUUGACUAGACCUGCCUCCCUUUCUUGCUUAAAAAGGCGGGCUUGGUUACCAGUUUAGUUCAAUAGCUUUUGCUUCCUUGACCUUUGAUCUACUGAUCUGUGGUGGAAAAGACAGAAAUGCUCAGUGGCUAUGUCUGCUCUUUCAGCUUGCUCUUAUCAUGAGGGCAGUUCUCUAUGUAAAGCUCAUUUACUCUUGUAGCUGUCUAUCUGGGAGGCAGUGUGGUUAUGGGUAACAGUGUCUGAACUAGGAAUCAGGAAACCAGUUAGCCCUUGAAGAGUUGGUCCCUGUCUGGCUGUGUGACUUUGGGGAGAACAUUAAAACUCAAUGGAGUUCAUUGUCCUUUGUAAACUAUGGGGUUAGACCAGAUCAUCUCAGUGUUCCAGAAUACUAAUCUCCCAUUGUGAUGUCAUCAGCCUUUUACAUCUUGCAGGCAGGGUUGACUUGAACGGGGAUUCCUUCAAUGUGCAUCUAUUUGUUUGGCUUUGUAUCAUUGUUACAUGACAUUGUUCGCUAAGAGAUGGCAUCCUUUUAUCAUUGUCUUGACCUGUGGUGGGGCCCUACCCUCCAGCUUUCCAAUUAAUUAUAAAUUCUACUUUAUUCAUUUAUUGAUCUUGAGGUCUCAAGACCAUUUCUACAAAAGGCCCAUGCAGCUGAAGGAAUUGGUAUCAUUUUUCUUUCUUAACCUUUGCUUUAUUAAUAUUCAGUUGUAUUUACAGAGAUUCACUAGCUCCUUAAUCCUAUGAAAUGGUAGUUGUGCAUACUGUGAUUUCUCCUUGGGAUCAUCCUGGUUUUUGUUUGGUUGGUUGCCUUGUUUUGAUAUAGGACCUCCAUUCAGCAGAUGGUGAACAGAAAAUUAGCAGCCCCACAGUCACAGACACAGUUAAAUAGGAAGCACCCAAUGUCCUUAAGUCAGAAACUUCAAAAUGUGGCUCUGGUGUGCUUUGGGGGCUGGAAGUUUGCUGAGUGGAUCCAGGUUGCUGAGUGGAUUCCAUUGGGAAUCAUUUCGCCUAAUACCCCUCCAAUUCUUUUACUGCCUGAUACUCUCUGACUCUUCCAUCUUGGUCAUUAAAGAACUGUGGAUACAGUUAUGGAGUCUUCGCCUUCAUGCUGUUUUCCUUCUCUUUCAGAGAUAUAUUCUACAAUCUCUCUCUCUAGCCAUAUUCAUACGUAAAAAUCUUGGUCCCACUGAUUGUGGAAGGGAAAUUCUGUACUCCUAAACAAGUCCAGUGGCUGAUGCCUGUAGCCAUGAGUUUGUUCAAACUUUUAAGAGUUUGGUUGAUACUCUUAAAAAGCAAGAGGAAGAAAGACUUAUCUUAUACAUUGCUGCCUCUUGAAACAAGUGUGAAGGUUCAUCUUCACUACUUAGACUUUGGAACCAUCAAAGAAAUCCAAAUUGAGAGAUCUGGACUGUAUGUUCUGUGUAACAUCGAUGCUUUGUGCUAAGUCAAGUGGAACAAAUAUGUUGCUAUUCUGGUUAAUUUAUCCUAAAAAUCUGUUAAGUAACCAACACAGAAAUGCUGAAUAUAGCCAAAACAACGUUAUUGAAUCUUUUCAGAGUCCUCGGGUUCAAGCAUUUAGAGAUACUGGCUUUUCUAUUCAGACUCUCACAACAGGAAAAGGGAAAAAUGACUGAUCUCUUAUGAAGGAAUCAUUUGUCAUAAAACUACUUUCUAUCAUGUGAUUGACGGUUUCCAAACUAUAGCAUACCAUACAUCAAAUAAUUUUCACUAAGCAAUCCGUUCUUUUUUCUUUGGAAGAAAAUAAGAGUUGUUAGAGCGCUGCUUUCCAACACAUGAGGUUCACCUGCCACAGCUCAUUUUAGAAGGACUUUCAUCACCACCUCUGUGGCAAUGUGUCUGACUUCUACAGAGCUUCUGAGGAAAGUCUUGCUUGCUGUGGGUGGGUAGAAAAACUAUUUGUGCAUGGUGCCAUCUAGUGGCCUACCAUAUAGUUACUCAAUUUCACAAGCAGCUUUCAAAAAGUUAAGUACCUGUGGAGUUUGACAAGACAUUUGUGACAAACAGACGUGGGGAAAUUUCCCCAUGUGAGUAAUUCUCUUACUCUCACAUUCUUCAGUUAAAUUAUCCAUUUAAAAUUUUUCUGGGUAUAGUACCUCAUCAAAUUACUCACACAUCUUAAAUUAUUUUCUUGUAAUAGACAUAUACGGAAUCUACAUAAAAAUAUCUCUGAAAGUUGUCAUUCUUUAUUUAUGAAUGUUUGUGUUUUGCAUAUUUAAAAUAUUUUAAUUCCAAAACACUAACUUUUAGAAACUUAAGCUGUAUUCACAAAGAAGGAAACCUGUGUACCAAACACCUGCACACAUAUAUACAAACACAUGGUAUCCCCUUGGGGGUUUUAUUAUUUGAUUAAAUGUUCUCAAAUCCAUGAUGCUGUUUCCACAGCCUCUCAAGUGGUGAAAGUUUAAGUAUGUACUACUAUACCUGCUUAAACCCACUCUACAUUUGUAAAUGAAAAUCCUGUGUCUAUAGACAGGGACUUUGUGGCUAUUAAUUAAGAUGAACGAUCUUCAGAUGAAGCAGACCCUCUGAGAUUAGGAAUCUAAAGCUUCAUAUUCUCUUCUUAUUGUGAUGACAUUAAUUCAAAUUGGCCUCAGUACAUAUGUACAAGCAUGUGUCACAAGAGUCACAGCUAAGCAUCUUCAAAGCAGACAUGUUGUCUCUGCUAUACAAAGAAUUCCAUCCUUACCUGAGCAAAUAAAUCUCUUCAGGGAAGGAUAAUUUGGGGGAUGAGAGGUCCAAGAUCAAAGUAUAUCAUUAGCUACUUUCAUAUAUGCUAUGAUUUUAUAGAUUUUAAUUAUUCCACUAUCAAAGAGUAGAGACAUUCUUUAGGGAAAAGUCAUAAUGACUAUAUUUAGGAUUCUCUAGAACAUAAGUAUUAAAACCAGGUUUUAAAGACAUUUCUCUUAAAAUGGAUUGAAAAGGAAACCUUCAGAGGGUAAGGUUUAGACAUUUCAUAUCUGGAGGAGAGCAGACGCUUGCUUCCAUCUCUUUGUGCCUCUGUUGAGGACCUAGCAGCUGUGAUUCUGGGUCCUUCAUACCUCCAUAGCCACAGGACAAAGAGAGCUUAUAAGGAUGAUGUUCUGCCCCAGAAUCCAUACACAUCCCUAUAGUCUGUUCUCUGGAGCUAAUCAGUGUAGAAGAAUCAAUGUUGGAGAAUAUGAUAGACAAAGUAGAAAAGGUUUACUUCUUCCCAAUCUUCAAGAUGAACAUGAAUCUGAGCUGAGUAAUGGCUCUGGAAGAGUAAUCCGUUCAAAGAUAGAUGCUGGUGUAAGUUCAAGGUCGUGGUGGCAAAGGAGGAUUACAGAAACACAAUGCAGGUGGAAUUAGACUUGAGAUACCUUUUCUGAGAAGCUUUGUAAAUCAGAACAUCCUUGUUCAAAUCAGUCAUUUGUAAAGAUGAUAAGGGCCAAUGAGCAUCUUAUUUUAUAGAUCCAAAAGAAAAAUAUUUUUAUUAUUAUUCUCAAGAUAAUAAAACUGGUUUUGCCUUCUGAGUGCCUCGUGGGACCAACUAUCUUAUUCCUUUAGUUUUGUAUUGCUUUUGUAUUUUUAAAGCAAACUGAGCUGACAUUGAAUGAAAACCUUAUAACUCUUUGUCUAUACAACAAAAUACUGUUUUUCUGCCCCAAGAGAUCCGAUUAUGUCAUCUUUGCUUACACUGACCACUUUGACAGCCACUCAAUAACUUUUUGAUGGAAUUGGGAGUAUGAGGAAUACACUUAUUACAACCAAUACUAAUUUAUGGUCAUAUAGGCUAAAUAAGCCAUAUGAAGUCAUAAAUGUUUCCAAAAAUCUGACACUUAAGCUCGUUUGUUUAAUGAGUGGAGAUGGUCUGCAUGUACAUGGAUGGAGUAUCUCUUCAAACUAAGAGUGCAGUUAUGGAUCCUUUAGUCCUUUUGGCAAAAUGGUCGCCCCUAUUUUUUCUGCAACAGUCUUCAGAAAGUCCAGUGGGCUUGGCUGCUUCUUUUAUUGAUCUGUGGUGAGAUAUUAACAGGCUUAUUCAACCAAAGGUAUUUUCAGAGGCCUAUUUAAGUGUGGCUGAGCUAUCCUCAGGACAAAUAGACACACUCCAUAAACAUACUAGCAGUCAAAGCCAAGGAGAUGUAAGAGGUUACUUGCAAGUCUUCGGAAUACUCAACUUUAUAUGAAGGAAUCUGUGUCAGGAAUUACUAGUUACCUAAAUUGAAAGUCUCUGCCAUAUAUCAGGACAGUCAUGGUCAAACCCACUAUUUGUUAAGCAGAAAACCAGGGAGUGUCCCGAGAUACAAUCAGCUGUCUACCAGCCAUGUCAUUUGUUAUGGUACACCAGCUUUUUAUAUGUCAUUUGGGAACCUGUGCUAUGGCAGAAUUAUAAAUUGCAGGUAAUAGUACUGUAAGACCAAUUUUAAACAAGCUUAAACCCAUGCCAUCUUUAUAUGCCAAAGGCCUAAUGCCAUGGAGCCUGAUGACACCCAGCCAUGGUGACUGUGAACUGUGGGCCGGUUGUCCUGAUGGGCUGCCUAAGGGAUGAGCUCUCUGCCUGUGACCUUCACUCAGCAUGAUGAUGUGGCAACAACAAAGCAUCAUGAUGAGCUCUAUGCUGUGUUAAACCAGUUUUGAGAUAGCAUACAAAACAAAUCCACAGCUAGUAGAAAAUGCCUUUACCCUUCUUUGUGUUCCUAAAGUCAUUAAUGUCAUCUGUAACUGAACAUAUACAGAUUCAGAUAUAUUUUUCUCCAGAUUACUGGAAAAAAAGAGAAGCCAGUUGAACACAUGACUUGCAUUCUUUCUUUUACUUGUUCUUAGUCCUACUAUGGGUAUUGAUACCCUCACUCUUAGGACAAUGUAUUUAGCCAAGUUGCAGGGAAUAUUAUUACUGGGUGUUUAGUGUGUGUGUGUGUGUGUGUGUGUGUGUGUGUGUGUAUGAUGUUACAGUGUUGUGUGUAUUAAGCUUAAUGUUGAGCUGUAAGGAACCAGUAAUCUUCCUCCUAUUCUAAAGAAGAAAACCCAUAUUCAUGAGAGAACAAUCCUCAGCUUUCUGCUGAAAAAAGAGGCUGAGUCACCCUCCUGCUGUCUUCUUUGGACCAGUUCAACUUCAGAAGCAUCAGGUUGAAAUUUUAUGCUUUGUCAGUUUUUCUUUUUUUAGCAAAACAACAUGACCUUGGCUUCUCAGAUAUGGAACACUUCUUCCUUUGUUAUGGAAUUCUGUCUUGCUGUAUCUUCUAUGCAAUUCCUUUUCUAAUGACCCCAGUAACUGAAGAGUGCUCUCCAGCAUUUUACUCAUCGCCUUGCUGUGUGGUGGAGGUGAGGGAUACCGGCUUUGGGUGUGCCUCUUUUCUCUCCCUGGUUGCCUCACCCAAUUUUCCUGCAGUCCCCUUGGUUUGUAAAUUGCCUGCAUUUAUUCUGUCAGCCAACAUGUACAAAUGUAAGAAAGAAUUUUUAAACAGGUAAUAAAUUAUAUUUAUAAGCAA
Arvicanthis niloticus (Nile rat) is the source of this 9525-nucleotide messenger RNA. It is a transcript of the gene Unc5c, whose product is annotated as unc-5 netrin receptor C. Gene Ontology annotation, molecular function: protein binding; netrin receptor activity. Gene Ontology annotation, cellular component: membrane. The record is from RefSeq and is a predicted model, not a curated record. Lineage: Eukaryota; Metazoa; Chordata; Mammalia; Rodentia; Muridae. Gene Ontology annotation, biological process: axon guidance; netrin-activated signaling pathway.